Linnemannia hyalina is the source of this 1827-nucleotide messenger RNA. The record is from the annotation of a GenBank genome assembly. NCBI's taxonomy places the organism in Eukaryota, Fungi, Mortierellomycota, Mortierellomycetes, Mortierellales, Mortierellaceae.
AUGUCCUCUCAAGCAUUCAGGGCCGCCCUUCGGUCAACCGCCCGUUUCGCCCCUCAGCGCAACUUGCUCGCCUCUUCGUCCUCUGUCGCCCCUCGCCAGGCCCUGUUCUCGCUCCGCCAGACUGCCCGUUCCUAUGCUUCCCAUGCCCCUCACACCACCCCUGCCGCCCACCACACCGAUUCUGACGCCAUCUGGGUGAUCUACAAGCUGACUGCUCCCCCACCAAAGAAGAAUGCUGGCGAGAGCGCUCACCACCACAAGGAGGAAGCUGUCGAGGAAGUUGUUGAGGAAGAGGAGGAGAAGGAGACUGCCGCUGCUGCUGCUGCCCCCGUUGCCGCCAAGCACGAGAAGGACUACUACCCCUACAUCCUGAUCGGUGCUGGUACUGCUUCCUUCGCUGCUAUGGAGGCUAUCCGUGAGAAGGACCCCUCUGCUGCCAUUUUGAUCAUUGGUAACGAGGAUAUUGGACCUUACAUGCGCCCUCCUCUUUCCAAGGAAAUGUGGUUCAACAAGGAGGAUGAGACCACCAAGAACUUGUCCUUCAAGGACUGGCAGGGCAAGGAGCGCAACAUUGUCCUCCACGGAAAGGAGACCAUCCAGUCGAUUGAUCAGGAGGCAUUGAACAAGAUCGAGUCUGCCGAGAGCGGCGUCAAGUUGUUGACUGGCGCCACCGUCGAGGACCUCAACAUUACCGAGCAGUCGCUCACCCUCAACAACGGCAAGGUCCUCAAAUACGGCAAGGUCCUCUUGGCGACCGGUGGUAUCCCCAAGACCCUUCCUGUUCUCAAGGGUGCAGGCGAGGGCAAAGUCACGACCUUCCGCUCUGUUGAGGAUUUCAAGAAGUUGCACUCGCUCGUCAAGUCUGCUGACAAGAAGAUUGUCAUUGUCGGAGGCGGUUUCUUGGGUAGUGAGUUGGCCGUUGCUGUCUCCCACUUCGGAAAGGAGAAGAAUGUGAAGGUUACGCAGAUCUUCCCCGAGGACGGCAACAUGGGUCUCGUCUUCCCCAGCUACCUUUCCAAGUGGACCACCUCCCAGGUUGAGCAGGAGGGUGUCAGCGUCAAGCCCAACUCCCGCAUCGCAUCGUCCAAGGCCGUCGGCGAGCAGGUCGAGUUGACCCUCGAGAGCGGCGAGAAGGUCCUUGCCGACCACGUCGUUGUCGCCGUCGGUAUCGAGGCCAACGUCGAGCUUGCCAAGAAAGCUGGAUUGGAGUUGGAUGAGCACCGUGGAGGUGUUGUUGUCAAUGCAGAGCUUCAGGCCCGUCGUAACGUCUACUGCGCUGGUGACAUGACUUCCUUCCACGAUGUCACUUUGGGCCGUCGUCGUGUGGAGCAUUAUGAUAAUGCUAUCCUUGGAGGCCGUGUUGCUGGUCAGAACAUGGCGUCUGAUACGUUGCACAAGCCUUAUAAGCACCAGUCGAUGUUCUGGUCCGACUUGGGUCCUCAUAUUGGAUAUGAGGCCGUUGGUAUCUUGGACUCGAAGCUCUCGACUGUUUCUAUCUGGACCAAGAAGCCUACCGUCGCCGCUGCCGAUGCUGCCGCCGCCACCGAGGAGGGUACCAAGGAGGAGUCUGCUGCUGCUGAUAAGAAGGACGAGGGCAAGCGCGAGAGAGCUACUGCGACCCCUUUGCCCGCCGAGGCCGUCAAGGUAGAAGACAAGGAGAAGUACAACAAGGGUCUUGUGCUCUACUUGAAGGACAAGAAGAUUGUUGGACUCCUGAUGUGGAACAACUUUGGCAAGGUCGAGGAUGCCCGCAAGAUCUUGGGACAGGUCUAUGAUACCGAGAAGGUCGAGGCCCUCGUCAAGCCCUUUGGCAUCCACGAGGAGUAA